This is a messenger RNA of Drosophila navojoa, 3914 nucleotides long. RefSeq lists its product as uncharacterized. The record is from RefSeq and is a predicted model, not a curated record. Lineage: Eukaryota; Metazoa; Arthropoda; Insecta; Diptera; Drosophilidae.
UUCAGUUUGGACGCGUUGCGCUCUGCACAAUUUGGUAUUUUGUUGGUAUUUUGCGGGUUUUUCGCAUGUGCGGCGCGACAAGUGUGCCAGGAUAACGUUUCGAAAUACACAUACACACACAUAUAUAUAUAUACAUACAUAUAUAUUUAUAUAUACAUAUAUACACAAACGUGGCCCAUGCUGUGCAGUGUAGUUAGUGUAGUGUAAUUAGUUAACAAGCAGCCAGCAUUAUACAACAGGUGCUGCUUAGCGGAUUAGCUGACUUGAACUGAACGUUUAUCCUGCAAGAUGCGCUUGCAACAUUUGCCAUUGCUGUUGGCGCUGCUUGCUGCGGGAGCAGCCGCAGCAGCAACCACUUCAAAGUCCAAGAGUGAAGCCAAGACGAAAGCCGAGCCAACUACCGUUGCCACCAAGAAGCCCAGCUCCACCAGCUCCAACAGCACGACGCGCCAGUCGAAAUCCCUGAAGUCGCAGCCCGGCGAGAAUCGGGGCAAGCGCACGCUCUACGACUUCGGCAACGCGGGCUACCUGUAUCCGGAGGUGGCCAGCCGCCGGGCGGGCUACGUGGAUAACUAUUAUCCGGGCUACUACAAUGGACAGCAAGCGCUGGCUCAAUAUCCGGGCAGCUACAGCAGCGCCUAUGCGCCGUAUCCGCAGUAUCUGGAGGCGCCGGAGCCCAUCAUCGAGAUCAUCAUCAAGGACGCCAAUGAGACGCUGGCCGCGGAGCCGCCGCAGCCGAUUAUCACCAAGAAGAAGAAGAAGAAGGAGAAGGUGCACGUCUUCUAUGUGAACUACAAGAAGGAUCAGAACAACAAGCUGCACCUGGAGUCGCCCAUCGCCUCGCUGAACAACGACGACGAUGCCGACGAGGAGGAGGAGGAAGAGGAGAUCAUUCAGUACCCGGUGACGCCCCUGCCGCCCCUCAAGUCGACCACGCUGCGCACCAUCAUCCACCCCGACUCGGAGAAGUACCACAGCAACAGCGGCAUUCACGUCUCCUUCGGCGCCGAGAACAAGCACCAGACGGGCCACAUCCUGGAGGAGCAUGACGCGGAGAGCAUUCAGCGCCAGGUGGUGGCGCUGCCGCUGACCAACACGCGCGCGGACUACGGACGCGAAAGCAGCUUUGCACGCGGUCCCGUUUCCAAUCUGCUCUUCGGCAGCAACAGCUAUCAGCAACAUCAGCCGCAGCAGCAGCAACAUUUGCAUUUUGGCAGCCAGCAGCAGCAGCAGCUGCCGUCGCAGCACAACAGCAACUAUUUUCGAGCCCCAGCAGCGCUGCCCACCAAGCAGCUGCAGCAGCAGCAGCAGCAGCAGCAGCCAUCACAGCAGCAACAUUACUAUCAGAAGCAGCAGCAACAGCAGCAACAGCAGCGGCCCAGCAUAACGCAGCAGCAAUUGCCGGCCACAUCCUCUCAGACCAUCUUCAACAAGCUGGUGCAGCAAUCUCAGUUCUACGUCAAUCACAAUCAGCAAUAUCAAACAGCGCAGCCACAGCCGCAGCAGCAGCAACAGCAGCAGCAGCAAUAUCAGAAGCCGCCACACAAACAGGUUCAGGUGCCAUUCUUUCCCACAAUACCCCCAAAAAGUCAAGAGUUGCCAACGCGUGCCAGCCAAACGCCAUAUCAGCCCAUCAAGUUCCGACCCACACCAGCGCCAGCGCCGCAAGUGAAGCCAUUGCAGCUGCCACAACAGCAGCAGCAGCAGCAGCAACGUCAGCAACAGCAGCAACAAUAUCAAACGCCCAAGCCGCAACCUUAUCAAUUCGUUAGACAGCCGCAAUUUGUGCAGCAGCCGCAGUUUAUAGUGCGCUCCCCCACCCCAGCAACCGACUACUAUGCACAGCAGCAACACCAGCCCCAGCAGCAACAGCAGCAGCAGCAUAAGUACUCAGCGCUCAACUAUUUUGACAUAAAGCCCUCCAAGGAGACGGAGCUGUUAAAGUCCAUACCCAAGUUUGAGCAGCACAUUACAGAGACGGUGCAGAAUCCCAUUGUCAGCCAGCAGCAGCAGCAGCAACAACAGCAACUGAUUUCCCAUCAGUCAUUCGCUUACAGCAGCAAUCGUAAUGAAGUGAUUCAUGAUAUUCCCGCUCCCAAUCUGGCACCCAAUGCGCCACAGCCUCAAGCUCAGCCGCUGACGGGUCACUACAUUACCGCCAGCUCCACACAGCAGCAACAGCAGCAGCAACAGCAACAGCAGCAGCAGCAGCAACAACAGCAACAGCAGCAGCAACAGCAGCAGCAAUUGAACUUUGCCAGCGAAGCGACCCCCAUCUAUGCCGAGUCUACGCAUGGCCAGAAGGUAAUGGUGGUCACGCCCCUGCCGCCCUCAUCCAGCUACGCCAGCUACAAUCAGUAUCCCUCGCACAAUGAGCAGGUGAUUCAGGUGCAUCCGCAGACGCAGUCCAGCAGCAGCAACAGCAACAACUAUGUGCAGCAGCCCAGGCAGUCGAGCAGCGCAGCUGUGGACAACUCACCCUUCAGCGUCUCCACCUACCACUCGGAUGUGUUCAAAGAGCUGCAGCAGCGACAGCAACAGGAGAAACAGCAGCAGCAGCAGCAGCACCAACAACAGGCGCAGCAGCAACAACAGCAGCCGAAGCAACAGCAAUCGUCCUAUGUCACGCCAGCAGGAUCCGCUGCAGCUGCAACUGUUGCUGCACCCACCUCGCCCUCGCCCUCAGCCACGCCCAAUGGCAAGGCAUCGCAGACGCUGCUGCAGCUGCCCGACGAGGUGCCCGACGAUCUGCGCCAGCAACUCCUCUCCUCCGGCAUUCUGAACAACGCCGACAUCUCCGUCCUGGACUACGACAAGCAGGGUGACAUUGCCCUGGAGAAUCUGCCGGCGGAGCAUCUGCAGCACUUCUACGGAGCAGGAGGCGGUGCUCAGAUAGCCGAGACCAAUAAAGUCCUCACCGUGGUCAAGCCCAACGGCGACAAAGUGGCGCUGAGCGAGAAGCAAAUCGACCGUGUGAAGCAGACGAACUCGCUGCCCCAGAAACAGAAUCUGGACGUGAAGGUGGUGCGCUACGAUGCGGCCCAGGGACAGAGCGUGAGCGACAAGUAUGUGCGGCAGGAUGCGACCGUCGUGACGCCCGUGGAGCUGGCCGAGCGACAGCAGUACAAUCGCUAUCUGCCGCUGAAGAUCAAUGGAGCACAGUUUCCCAUACCCGACAGCGAGGAGCUGCUGGGCAAGAAGAUCGUUAGCGUGGUGGUGCUGGCGCCAGUGGAGGCGCAACCACAGACCAGCGAGGCCAGAAGCAGCAGCAGCGGCAGCGGCAGCAGCAGCAGCAGCGCCGGCACUGUAGACAGCAAGGAGAUCAAGUUUCUGGGCGGCGAGCUGGUCAAGACGCUGCUCAAGAAGCCCACCAAGGACAACUUCAAGCGCUGGCUGGAGAAGGAGGCGCGCACAGACAUUGAACUGCAGUCGGUGGUGCUGCUGGUGGCCAAAGCCAGCGAGAGUGCCGAUCAGGAGAUCUUUAUGUACGACAUUGCCACGGGCGGCGUGAAUAAACUGAAUGGGGAGCUAUCCAGCACCUUCGUCAAUGUGGCCGAGGAGAAUGCCAGCAGUGAGGAUCUGGAGCAUGCUGCCACGCUAGAUCAGAGUUCCAUUGAGACCAUGAUGCAGUUGCGUCGCAGAUAGACGCACACACACAUACGCACACUCAUACACACACACACAUGCGCACACACACAGAGAGACAUUAUGCCAUUUAGAUACUCGAGCUAUUCUUGUACUAGAUACAAAAAAUCUUUACAUCAUUAUAUUAUGACACCCGCACACACACACACACACACACUCACACACACAGAGAAAAUGCAAAAUUUAAACACAUUUUAUGCAAAGGGUUUGAACGUUCGCAGUGCGUAUAUUCCUUUAUUUUUCGUAGUAUUUCAAUGUUGUAAAUAUAU